This is a messenger RNA of Nothoprocta perdicaria, 2199 nucleotides long. RefSeq names its product coenzyme Q2, polyprenyltransferase (gene COQ2). The coding region runs from base 1 to 879 and encodes 292 amino acids. The record is from RefSeq and is a predicted model, not a curated record. The transcript is spliced from 8 exons. Gene Ontology annotation, biological process: ubiquinone biosynthetic process. Lineage: Eukaryota; Metazoa; Chordata; Aves; Tinamiformes; Tinamidae. Gene Ontology annotation, cellular component: mitochondrial inner membrane.
AUGUCAAUUCCCCAUAUAYUUUGCGGGACGUGGCUGUUGUACUUGCCGUGCACCUGGAGCAUAGGCCUGGCCGCAGAGCCGGGUUGUUUCCCGGACUGCUACCUGCUCUCCUUGUUUGGGGCCGGAGCGGUUCUCAUGCGUGGAGCRGGCUGCACCAUCAACGACAUGUGGGAUCGGGACUAUGACAAAAAGGUUGCAAGGACAGCAAGCAGACCCCUGGCAGCUGGCGAUAUCUCCACUUUCCAGUCCUUCRUUUUUCUUGGGGGACAGCUUAGCUUGGCUCUUGGUGUGCUUCUGUGUCUGAACUACUACAGUAUAGCCCUGGGAGCAGCCUCCUUGUCUCUUGUGAUCACCUAUCCUCUGAUGAAGAGAAUAACAUAUUGGCCACAGUUAGUUCUGGGCCUUGCCUUUAACUGGGGAGCGCUGCUCGGGUGGUCGGCCGUCAAAGGGUCGUGCGAGUGGUCCGUGUGUUUGCCCCUAUAUGUGGCUGGAGUUAUGUGGACGCUGGUAUAUGAUACCAUAUAUGCUCAUCAGGAUAAGAGGGAUGACGUCCUUAUUGGUGUGAAGUCAACAGCAUUACAGUUCAAAGAAGAUACAAAGCAGUGGCUCAGUGGCUUCAGUGGGGCGAUGCUCAUGGCUUUGUGCGUGGCAGGAAUGAAUUGCAACCAGACCUUGCCCUACUACUCAGCAGUGGCGGCCGCCGGGGCUCACUUAGCACACCAGAUUUACACCUUGGACAUAGAUAAACCUGAAGACUGUUGGAAGAAGUUUACUUCGAAUCGGACAGUAGGAGUUCUGCUCUUCGUAGGGAUUGUGCUUGGAAACCUUUGGAAAAGACAAGAGCCAGAAAAGAAAGAAGAGCCUUUAGAAAACAGGUGAGAUUAACCAGGAACAUCAGUUUGUUAUUCCAUGAAGGAUUUUAACCACCAUGAAAGCUUCAACAAGUAGAGCUGCUGAGCCCUGCUUAAGGUCAUAGUGAAGUAUUUUAAGUAUUGAUCCCGUGCAGAACAAGUCAACUUGUGUAAAAUCCUCGAGACUGUGAGCCCCAGCACUUUAGACAUGACCCAACAGAUAUCUCGUGAUAAGAGUGCAUUGGAAAAGCCAGGUGAUUUCAGGAUGUAAAUAAAAUGUGGUUGUAAACGCUCGUUGUUAUGAUUUAUUUCAUGAUCAUCGUGCUAUUGAUACACAAACAGGAGAUCAUUUGCAGUCUGUGUUGGAGCUUGGUGUGUGAAAUAAUUUCCAUAACUGCUGUUAUCCUGAGCUGUUCAGAACCUGUCAGGGCUUUGUGCAGGGUUUGGUUUUUGUUUUAUUUUUUUUGCAUGCUUGCGUGCUCCAAAACAAUAAGACAAUAGGAAAAUAUUUUUAAAUSAUCUUUUUGCUUUUGCUCUAAUUGCUGGCAGACACUGCUAUUCUGUGCAAAUGAGAGUGGGGGUCACUUCAGGCUAAUCGUGGCUGACRCGGCAAGUAAGGUUGUCUCCAGAGAAAGCUUUGCAUGUGGCAGCAUUGGGAGCUGCGCUUGGAUCACGCAGAGGAUUUGGUGACGAAAAUCAUUCUCCUCUUCAAAUGGCCUCUCCUUAUCUCAGGUCUCUUCCUUUAGCAAUGGGUACAACUAGUCGGGCAGUCGUGCUUAAAAAAUCAAACCAGGGAGCUGAUCUGGCUUUAAAUAAGGCGACCCUAGUUAAAGAUUAUCUAAGUGUCUGAGACAUGUGUGUGCAGAGCUGUACGCUCAGGGUUUGUCACCUUUCCUUAGGGAACCAAAGAGGUCCCUAUUGCAGCAACACGCCGUGGCUUURUAGCCAGUGAACAGUUCUGGAAAACGAAAUCCAUCGUGCGGCUGGGCUGGACCUUGGCGGGGUGGAUUUUUGGUAGCCUUCUUGCUUUUCAAAUGUACUUUGUUAAGUUUUUCCUUUGUGUUCUCCCAUUGUUCCAACAAAUGGUGUUAAAUAGCUUUGGAGCAAAUCAUACACGCAUGGAUCUUGGGGCCUGACUGCACGUACAAAAGAAGUACUUGAAAAUGUUAGGAAGCUUAACUGUUAGCAUCCUUUAGGUCCCRAGGUAGAAAUCAUGCUAAGACUUGAUUUACAGUGGAAAAAGUAUUAAGAUGAAGAAAAAUAUUUUAAAUAUGGAGAAGAAUAACUUUGUGAACGAUUAUGUGACAAAGACAGGUUUAUCAGAGGGAGACCUGAACGUAACCGGUUC